AAAUGGGGGUUAGGAUUCGCGCGACGAGAAUACACGCCCACAUACCGGGGCUACCCCUUCCCCCUAGGCUUGCGCAAAUGGGGGUUAGGAUUCGCGCGACGAGAAUACACGCCCACAUACCGGGGCUUCGACUCAUUCGUGGGCUUCUGGACGCACACGAAAUACAACUACAAUCACACGAGUUGUGAGUUUUAUCGCCACUUUAUAUGCGGCGACGACUCGCGACACAACACAGACUUCACCGCAAACGGAACCGGCGUCUACUCGACACACCAUUUCACCGACCGGUCCCUUCAUCUUAUCGACACCCACAGCACUCUGCAACCACUGUUCCUAUACGUGUCCUAUCAAGUGAUACAUCACUCGCUCCUGUAUCUAAUGGAGGCGCCGCCACCGCACGAGUUCCCGGAUAUGUUCGGCCACAUCGAGUCAGACCAACGGAAAACAGUCGCGCGAAUGAUAUACUCUAUCGACCAGUCGAUCGGCGCGGUUUCGAGCGGUUACACUAUCGCCAAAUGCUUGAUAAUAGUAUCCUGGUGUUCGUCAGCGAUAAUAGUGGCCGUAGCACUGGUACGCAUACAGUAUACGCCCACCAAUACCACUACUGGGAAACACUUCAACAUCAGAACACCGGCACUCAUAUGGAGUCCAUUGCUAACCAAAAGUGGUUACGUCUCGGACGCCAUCGUCGACGUCACGGAUCUGUUUCCAACAGUUUUGGAGGCCAUCGACGGCACCGACAGUUUUGCCGACGAGCGCGACAUUUAUGGUACGAACCGUCGGUCUCAAUGGGGCGCACUGUCCAACAACGACCGCCCGAUGCGAUGGGAACUCAUCUAUAACGUCGACCCGGUGUACAACGUGUCGGCCAUUCGUUGGCACGACUGGAAACUCAUGCAAAACUCGCCGUUCGCUCUGACCGCCUACCGGUCGGCGCCGGUGGCCUAUUCAGCUAACGCCUCAACUAAGGGCCAGUGGUUCAAAACGCGGCAGACUAUGGAUCGCGUGUCGUGUAAGUCAUACGACGUGUUGUCUCGAAUGAAUAGAGCGCCCGAUUAUGAGGCGCUCAGCGAUGUGGUGGUGGAGUGCGGGCGGCCGACGCCCGUCGCUACAGACGACGCGAAUGACUGUCCAAUAGGACAGUUGUGUUUGUAUAACCUUCGGUACGAUCCGUGCAAACACCAUAACCUUAUCAACGAAACGGACCCCGAAUUCGUGCAAUUCUUGUGGAAUAAAUUGGUCACAUUUAACGGGACAUCAGUGCCGCCCCUGUCGCUCGAGCAACUCGAUCCUAGAGCCGACCCGAGCCUUCAUAAUAACCGGUGGAUUAAUUGGUUGGACACCGGGGAACAGGCAGAUCAGGUGGACGGGAGUGUUGCCAACAAAGUGGAACUAUGA
Messenger RNA from Oppiella nova, 1398 nucleotides. Lineage: Eukaryota; Metazoa; Arthropoda; Arachnida; Sarcoptiformes; Oppiidae. The record is from the annotation of a GenBank genome assembly.